This is a messenger RNA of Sporothrix schenckii 1099-18, 2757 nucleotides long. RefSeq lists its product as uncharacterized. Lineage: Eukaryota; Fungi; Ascomycota; Sordariomycetes; Ophiostomatales; Ophiostomataceae. The record is from RefSeq and is a predicted model, not a curated record. The coding region runs from base 1 to 2757 and encodes 918 amino acids. The transcript has 3 exons. Gene Ontology annotation, biological process: double-strand break repair; regulation of DNA-templated transcription. Gene Ontology annotation, cellular component: Ino80 complex.
AUGGUCGGCAAAGUCAGCGAGCGCGUUCUCCUUCGGGAAGGACUCGAGCGCACCGACAAUGGCAUGAAGCCGACGAGCUGGCCCGAGGUCACGCCCAUCAACCAGAAGAACUACUACACAGAAUACAUGAAGCGCGACGACCAGGUGCUCGCGCUGCGUGUCCUUAACGAGGCGAGCCGUGACCGGCUGGUGCAGAGUGCCAAGGAUCGCGACCGGGCGCUGAACCAGAACACGGCCGCCAUCACCGAACAGCAACAGCAGGGCGGUGACUUGCCAGUCAACAUGCCCACCGACGGCAACGACAUCUCCAAAGUCAUUGUCAUCCACCCGGGCAGCCAGUUUUUGCGCAUCGGCUUCUCGACCGACGUCCUGCCCAAGACGGUGCCCAUGUGCCUCGCGACCAAGUACCAGCGCACCGAGUCCGAAGAAUACGAGGCGCGGCCCCGGCGGCAGUUUGAGGCGCAGAAGAUCGACCAGCAGUACGGCGAGGACUGGUCCAAGAAGUACAAGAAGAUGAGCGAGGACCUCAAGGCCGACAUGCGCCUCAACAAGCGCAAGGUGCUGCCCAACUCCAAGGAGCUGGUGGUCAACUACAACCGGCGGACGGAACCCGAAGUCAUCCCGACACACAACGACCCGCUGCAGGUAGACUGGACCGACGUCAACACGCCUGUGCCGGUGCCGGACGACGAGGUCGCCGUGGACAUUGACGAGGAGGUCGUGGCGCCCGAGGACGAGCCGCCCGUGACGGUGGAGGGUACUGUGCAUGCAGGUACUGACGGCGGCAAGGCGGCUGACGCCGACACCAAUGGCGACGUCGAUAUGGCUGAUGUGGACGCAGCGGAGCCGCAGGCGGACGGAGAGACCGAGGCCCCAGCCGAGGCUGGUGGUGAGGAUGCGGGCGGCGAGACAAAGGAUGCGAUUGUGGCCAAGACCGAGAAGCCCGACGAGCCAAUGGUCGAAAACGGCGACGCAUCCGAGACGUCGAACGGCGCGCCCUAUGGAAACGACAAACUACGGGAAGAGGAGGCACAGGGGCAUGGUCAACAGACGAAGCCGGAAGGGGCCAAGUUGCCCACUCCCGCCCCCACAGUCAAGCGCUCGAUCGUACCCAAGACCCGGCGAAAGCCCAUGCCGCCGACGGUGUUCUACGGCGCCGAGGCACAGCGCAUCCCCGACGACUCGAAUCCCCGAUUUCGGCUGCGGUGGCCGAUGCAGCACGGCUGGCUCAACGAGGACGACUACGACAGUGUCAGCAGCCUGUACAGCGACUUUGAAGCGAUCCUGACACACGCCAUCCAGACCGAGCUGGGCCUGAAGAAGGUGUCGUCGUGCCGGCAGUACAGCUGCGUGUUUGUGAUUCCGGAUCUGUACGACAAGGCAUACGUCGAGACGGUCCUGCGCAUGUGCAUGAACUGGUUUGAGUUCAACAAGGUCUGCUUCAUCCAGGAGAGCUACUCCGCCACCUGCGGCGCCGGCUACAGCCAGGCCUGUGUGGUCGAUGUGGGUGCGCAGAAGACGUCCGUCGCCUGCGUGGAGGACGGCCUGGUCGUCGAGGACUCGCGCAUCAACCUCAAGUACGGCGGCUUCGACGUCACCGAGACGUUUAUCAAGAUGCUGCUGUACGACCACUUCCCCUACCAGGAAAUCAACCUGCAGCGCCGCUACGACUUUCUGCUGGCCGAGGAGCUCAAGCAGAAGCACAGCACGAUGAACCAGGCCGACAUUUCCGUGCAGCUGUACCAGUUCCACCUGCGCGUGCACAACGAGCCGACGCACAAGUACCAGUUCAAGACGUACGACGAGGUCAUUUUGGCGCCCAUGGGCUUUUACGAGCCGACGCUGUUUGACGGCACGACCAAGCUGCGUGGCCGGCGGAAGCUGAUUGACCGCACAUACAAUGCCUACGACGUCGAUGUACCCGACGACCCCGUCUCGGCGGCCCAGGUCGCCGUUCUGGCACUGGAUCACCCGUCUGUGCUGCCGCCGACGGUGGGCGCGCCCGCUGCCGGUGGCGGCGGUGGUGGUGCAGCCGGUGCCGACGUCUCCACGCCGGGCAAGGACAAGUCGCAGCCGUUCAACUUCUUCCCGCGCGGCAUCGAGGGCGCGACGCCGUCUACGUCCAAGGCCGCAUCGCCGGCACCCGAGGGCGGCGCCAGCACGCCCGUGCCGGCCCCCUUUGUCUUUGGCGCUGGCCGCGACACGGUCAACGGCGCCGCCAGCCCGGCGCCCAGCGGCCGCAACGGCGGUACGCCUGCGCCGAACGGGCUGGGCGGCGCAGCCAGUGCGAGUGCCAACGCGGCCGCCGGCAGCCAAAGCCAGCCUGGCGGCGGCGGCGGCCUGUUGCAGCUCGACCCGCUGUUCCACCGCACGGCCAAGGACAUUGCCGUGGAGCGCGACGCGGUGCUGCCGGUGGCGCCGCUGGACAUUGCCAUUAUGACGUCGAUCCAGAACGCGGCCAAAGGCGACGAGCGCAAGCUCAAGGACUUUUUGGGGUCGGUCAUGGUGGUCGGCGGCGGCGCCAAGAUCCCGCACUUUACGACGUACCUGGAGGAGCGGCUGCGGGCGCGGCGGCUCGACCUGGUGGACCGGAUCCUGGUGUCGCGCAGCGCCCGCGACAUGGACGAGCAGGUGGUGGUGUGGAAGGGCGCGAGCGUGUUUGCCAAGCUGGCGACCAACGACAGCUGGAUUACGCCGCACGAGUAUGCGUACCUGGGCCCGCGGAUCCUGCACCACAAGGUGCUGUGGCAGUGGUAG